AUGACUCUCGAAGCAAUUAAGUACAAAGCCGGCCAGCUGCAAAUACUCGACCAGCUUCUGCUGCCCGGCGAAUCGAAGUACAUUCCUAUUGCCGGUGUGAAGGAUGGCUGGAGUGCGAUUCACAAGAUGCAGGUUAGAGGUGCACCAGCCAUUGCCAUCGUUGGAUGUUUAUCGCUCGUAGUGGAGAUUUACGAUAAACAGUACGACACGAAGGUUGCGCUCGAGCAGGAAAUCGGCGAACAUCUGCAGUAUCUCGUCACGUCACGACCGACGGCAGUUAAUUUGAAGCUGGCUGCUGAUGAGGUGAAGGCACUGGGCGGAAGUUUGCUCACCAACGAGACGGUCAACGUCGAUGAUAUGAAACAAGAGAUUAUUAAGUCUAUUGAGCAUAUGCUGGAAAAGGAUAUUAGUGAUAAUCGUGCCAUCGGUGACAAUGGUGCUAACGUACUAUUGAAAGGAGUAGAUAGACCGUUGAAAUUGCUUACCCAUUGCAACACAGGAUCCCUAGCUACAGCAGGCUAUGGAACAGCACUUGGGGUGAUACGGAGUGUAAAUGAAAGGAAUCUCUUAGAACACGUGUACUGCACGGAAACUCGCCCGUACAAUCAAGGCGCACGCCUGACCGCUUACGAGCUUGUGCACGACAAACUUCCGGCUACUCUCGUCACCGACAGCAUGGUGGCAGCCCUGCUGAACAGUCGUAAAAUUGAUGCCAUCAUCGUAGGUGCUGAUCGUGUAGCUGUGAACGGUGAUACGGCCAACAAAAUUGGCACGUACCAGAUGGCUGUGGUGGCGAAACAUCAUGGCGUACCGUUUUACGUAGCCGCUCCAUUUACGUCGAUCGAUGGUGCCAUUGCGGAUGGAUCGUUCAUCAAAAUCGAGGAACGACCAGAGCACGAACUAACGCACAUCGGUGGGCAGAGAAUUGCCGCACCCGGGAUUGGGUGCUGGAAUCCGGCAUUCGACGUUACACCGGCCGAACUGAUAACGGGCAUUAUCACCGAACGGGGUGUAUUAAAACCGAGCGAAUUGGCCGCAAAGGUCAGAUAGAAAUGAAUGAGCUUG
Anopheles maculipalpis is the source of this 1065-nucleotide messenger RNA. RefSeq names its product methylthioribose-1-phosphate isomerase. Gene Ontology annotation, molecular function: S-methyl-5-thioribose-1-phosphate isomerase activity. Bases 1 to 1050 code for a protein of 349 amino acids. NCBI's taxonomy places the organism in Eukaryota, Metazoa, Arthropoda, Insecta, Diptera, Culicidae. The record is from RefSeq and is a predicted model, not a curated record. The transcript is spliced from 5 exons.